UGUGUACUGAGAAUCCACUGUUUACAGAGAACUUUCAAACAUGUGCUGAGGUUAGAAGAAGCUAUAAAAAGCCAAAAGUCCCCAGCUGUCCAUUUGCAAACAAACCAGCAUUUCAGAAGAGAAAGCGUUUGUCUCAGAGUGGAAUAUUAUUGGAUGUUGAAAUCAGGGUCAGAGGCGUCCUCCUGGUGUCGCGAGCUCACUGACUCUUGUUGGCUCUUGUGUCGCAGAUGGCCUUGCGUUGGUUUUACUUACAGGUUCAGAGUUUUUACCUUCAACAUGAGUAAUGUUCACAGUGAGUUGACUCCGAGGCAGAGGGAGUUAUUGAAAAUUCGCCGGGACAGCGACACUAAGACUGCUGAACUGGUCAAGAUGGAGAAGAUGCUGCAGCAGACCAAGGACCUGCUGGACAGGAAGACAGAAUCCUGCUCAGACAGCAUGGACUUACAGGAGAACAUGGUGGAGGAUCUGGAGGAGAAGGUGCGCUCCAGCCGGCGCCACAGGAGGAGCUCGCUGCACCACACACAGCUGCUAGAGAGCCAGAUGAAAACAGUGAAGGGCGAGCUGGUGGGCACGCUGGACCACCUGCAAGAGCUGAGGAACGUCCUGCGGCGCUCCCAGCAGAAAGCAGAGGAACGCAAGGCAGCCAUGGAGAAGCUGGCGGCGGGGCUCAGGUGAAGCACCAGGCUCUGACCACUUCAAGCUUCAAUACCCCAACUGAUCGGACCCCCAGGGAACCCACUGAGACCGCACCCAUGCACUGGUUAAAAGAAGAAAGAAACUUGAGCUGAUGUGUUGGUCUUCACUCUCUCCUCCGUCACUGCAGUGUUUGGCAUCCAAAGACUAAAUUCAAAAAGGCUUUGACAGUGUUUUAACACAAUAAUGCUUUUAAAAGAAGUAGAAGGAGUUCCUUCUUCCUUUUUUCCCCCCUUCUUAAUCUAAAGCUUUUUUUGACAUACGUUGUCAGCUGUGGCGACUGGUGGAAAUUAUUUUAGGUGGGGGAAUUGUAAUGGUGAAUAAACCACACGGGGAACAUUUUGAGAAAUGACCCCUUUUAUGACUUCUGGUGAUGUUAGAGAUAUGAGAAGACUGACCAAUACCUCCAUAAUCUUCAGUGUGGUUAGCUAUGAAUCUUCCAAAACUUCCAAACACCUUG
This is a messenger RNA of Gymnodraco acuticeps, 1153 nucleotides long. RefSeq lists its product as uncharacterized. Bases 154 to 675 code for a protein of 173 amino acids. The record is from RefSeq and is a predicted model, not a curated record. The transcript is spliced from 2 exons. NCBI's taxonomy places the organism in Eukaryota, Metazoa, Chordata, Actinopteri, Perciformes, Bathydraconidae.